This is a messenger RNA of Guillardia theta CCMP2712, 228 nucleotides long. RefSeq lists its product as hypothetical. The transcript has a single exon. The record is from RefSeq and is a predicted model, not a curated record. Bases 1 to 228 code for a protein of 75 amino acids. Lineage: Eukaryota; Cryptophyceae; Pyrenomonadales; Geminigeraceae.
AUGUGCAUCGGGAUAGGGAUGAUGCCAAAGGCUCAAGAUCCCUCUUGCCUCCAAGCCUUCCUCUCCUUCUAUGGCUCCUGCCCCUCCGUCUCCCCCGUCUCCAGCCCUUCCAACCUCAUCUCCGACUUCACUGCUCUGCAGCAAGCUCUCCCGGAGACAUCGUUCGUGGAAGACUGGGAGAAGCUGGAGGCAGCUGCGUUUGCAGACAAAUAUCUCAUGAUGCACUAG